AUGAGACUUUCUACACCUCUGAAGUCGUAAUCCCAACAUCAUAAAGGUGGCAAAUUUAACAACUAAAUUCAACAUCGUAGCACAUAAGAAUAAGAUUUAUUUGUAAAAUAUAACAAACUCCUUAAACAACAUGCUCAAUCUAUCACUUAGAGAUCUUAGGUAAUUUAGGCGAGUCAAUAUUUACUUAAAGGAGGAUUUGGCAACAAUACUAAAAGGAUAAGGAACACCUUAAAUGUAAUUUCUGAUAUUUGCAAUGCCUAACAAUAGAAGUCUGCCUAAAGAAAUAAAAGUUAAGGCAAUAGUUCGAAAACAGCAGGUGCAAAUUCUCAAAACCCUGCGAUCUCAAACAAUAAAUCAGGUCCUCAUAAAAUUAUAUCGGAAACUUUGAAAACAAACGAAGCCAUCUAGAGAUUACUCAAACUUAAAUGA
Paramecium tetraurelia is the source of this 429-nucleotide messenger RNA. RefSeq lists its product as uncharacterized. The record is from RefSeq and is a predicted model, not a curated record. The transcript has a single exon. Lineage: Eukaryota; Ciliophora; Oligohymenophorea; Peniculida; Parameciidae.